AUGAGCCGCUGGAAAGUGAGGGGUGAAUCCCGGGUUCAAGACAUACUAGAGGGGGGCAAAAUUAAGCAAUUCCCCAUCCUGCAAAGGGAGCUACAGCUGCCAGCGAGGGAUAUAUUUCUAUACCUUCGAAUAAAAAAUAUAGUGCACUCACACAUCCAACUAUGCACCACCCACUCCUCCAAACCCCACCUAACGCUUAAACAGGCACUCUUCCACAAGCAAAUCAAACCACUAUCAGCAUGCUACAACGCGCUAGUCACUUCGGUGGCCCCCGAUAAACCUACAUAUAUGAAUCUGUGGGAGGAGGACAUAGGACUCCAAAUUUCCAAGACAGAGUGGCUGAUGGCUCUGGAAACCACGAAAAAAGCAUCGCAAAGCCUCACACUCUGGGAAGCAUAUUGCAAGGUACUAAUGAGGUGGUACUUGGUACCACACAGGCUGGCACGCAUGUACCCGGGCACGUCCGGGAAAUGUUGGAGAUGCAACACAGAAGAGGGAACCAUAUUCCAUAUUUUCUGGGCGUGCCCCCUACUGACUGAUUACUGGGGGAAAAUCCAUUCGCUCCUACUAGGCAGGACAGGUAUCACUCUCCCCAGGAAGCCGGUACACUACAUACUUCACAUAGCACUCGGUAUGGCCACUCAUCCACAUAGGAAAGUAGUGCUAAACAUUCUAACGGUAGCGAAAAUUGUGCUGGCUGGCAACUGGAAGAGCAACAAAAUCCCAGCAGCAGAUGCCAUAACACAAAAAAUGGAUACGAUUAGCGCAUAUGAAAAAAUGUCCAGUAGAGUAAACGGUUGCAGUGAGAGAUACGAAAGGGAAUGGAGUAUCUGGCCAGCGGGGUGAUAGGCAGUAGAAUGGGAGCCGCAGUACUGCGAUGCCUAAACUAUCAUAGGGCAAAGGAUUAGACAGGAGCAGUGACAAGAUUACACAUGGUUAUACAGGGCUCAAUCAACAUAUGUAUAGAGUGUUGUCUAGGGCACCCCCAACCUUUCUUUCUGUAUCCCCCCACCCCCAGUUUAAAGUUAUAAAACUAAAUGAAACAUGGACAGCUUGUCAGACGCGCAUUACAGGCAGCACUCCUACCCACACCGAACCAACACAAAAAGGACACGAGUCGCACCACAAUCAGAAAAGUCCAAAGUGA
This is a messenger RNA of Pelobates cultripes (western spadefoot toad), 1147 nucleotides long. The record is from the annotation of a GenBank genome assembly. Lineage: Eukaryota; Metazoa; Chordata; Amphibia; Anura; Pelobatidae.